UAGCAGUUUGUUGUCCGUCCGACCAACCUUAUCUUCCAAGACCGCGGUUGUAGUUGUAGUAGUAUUAUAGUUGUUGUAUCACGCAAUCGCCGCUUGACGCGAACACGGCGAACGAAAACCUUGCUAUCGUCUUUGGGUGUAUAUUAUAAUGUUCCGACAUAACCUCAAUCAUUGAAAAUGCCUUUUUAAAUCUUUUAGGAACACUGAAUCCCGUAUCUAAUAUCCGUUUGUAAAUUGGUUGCAUACAUGCACUUGAACUGCACAUGUAGUAGUUCGUAGUUGUAGGUAUAACUUUCCCGACACUCGACAGAGUCGACAGUUCUGAUAAAUUUAUUGCCACCGUUGGUCGGAUACUCGGGUGUGUGCAGUUCGUUAAUUUUUUUUUUUUUGUGAACGAUUGAUUUGAAUUUAGUCUAAAUGUAACGCAAACUAUUCGUCUGCGAUGGUGGUGGCCGCUGGAGUUGGGCCUGUUUCGAAGUGAUAUCGAAGGCGAACAACAAGUAGAACAAUUUUGGUGACAAUACAUUAACAGAUUAACAUGGAUCAGUACAGUGCUAAGGCACUGAUCAUUGCUUUGUCGAUAGUUUCGAGACUAUUUUUUGGUUUCACCCCAUUACUUGUAUCCAGAAAACUGUUAACCAACAAAUCUACAGAUUCACUAACAUCAAAAACAUUGGAGUAUCUAGUUUCAUUAUGCUUAAGUUUGGGUGGAGGUGUGUUGCUAGCUACCUGUUUUGCUCAUCUAAUACCAGAAGUGAGGGAGAGCCUCAUUGCAAAUUUGCCGGAAGACUAUCAUCAUUAUCCACUUACUGAACUGGUUGUUUGUAUGGGUUUUUUUCUUGUCUACUUUGUUGAAGAGUCUGUUAAGCAUUUUGUUAAAAAACACAAGAAACGCAGUAAAGCGAAAACUACACAACACUGUGACAGACUAUUACAAUGGACAAACAGUCAGUUGACAGCAGUCAAGUCUGCUGAUGAUGUUAAUUCUGUUAGUGUAGAUCAAGGAACUGGAACUCCAGAUUGCCAAAUUGAACAAAAUAAUAAUGAAAUGUCACAUGUACAUAAUUUAAGAAGUCUAUUAGUUGUACUGGCAUUAUCAUUUCAUUCUGUUAUGGAAGGACUAGCUAUUGGCUUAGAAGAAAAUAUGGAAAAUAUGGGUUUCCUGUUUUUAGCUGUUUCUAUUCAUGAAUGUACUAUAUUAUUUUGUAUUGGCAUAAAAUUGGUGACUUCGUGUUCGUCUUUGACAAAUAUUGUUUUAAAUAUUGUCGUUCUUACUCUGGUAUCGCCUUUUGGUAUAUUGUUGGGAUUGUUAUUAACAUUAAAUACAUAUGAUUUGGACCAGAAUUAUCAUACAAUUGGAAAUGCUACUUUACAAGGCUUAGCUGCUGGUACAAUCCUAUAUGUUACAUUUUUUGAAGUACUAGAUCGAGAAAGAAAAAAGGACACAGCGCCUGGUUUGCUCAAGUUACUGUUAACUAUGAUUGGAUUUUUUUUUAUGGUUAUGUUAGAAAUUUUUGGUGGACAUACCCAUAAAGAAUUCGAUCAUGGACAUAACAACUGCUCUACACCUCAUAUUCAUGGACCUUAACAUGUAUUAUUAUUGAUCAUUUCAGAUGUAUUUGUUACCAGAUGUAUUUACUGGACAUAUUAAAAUAAUAAUAACCUGUACUCCUUAAACAUAUGCAGUUCGCCUGUGUAACUUUAUAAAAGUCCAAAAAAUACUUCUGAAAUGAAUUUCACUCAAUUACUCGCCUGGCAUUAAGAUUAAAUUAAGUUGUAACACGAAUCAUUUUUAACGAUCUUCCAUUAUAUUAAUUUUAUGCAUAAAUAAUAUAUAAAAUAAUAUUCCAUUAUGGAUUAUUUUUUUUAUUUUGACGGAAUGUAAACUUUAUACGAUUUAUUAUACAUAAUAUGUAUUUGACUUGAAAUUAGUUUUAACUUUGUUUUAGUGUUCCUCACAAUUAACUAAAACAACCAUGAAUUUAGUUUGUAAUAUUUUUUAGUUAGGUAGUUUAGUUUCAAUAUUUUUAUAUUAUUUUGGGUCAUGUUACAGCUGUAUACUUUUUUAACUAAUUAUUUAUUUACAUUGUAAAAAUUAUUUAUAUUUAAAAAAAAAACUUUUGUCAAUUGAAACUAAACAAAAUUGAUUCUUAAAUGGAUACAUAAUAUUUUGUUAUAGCUCUAAUACAAGGAAUGGACAUGUACACUUAUUUUGUUCAGUAUUUUUUGUUUGAAAAAUAAAUGUUGUAAUUCAUAAAUAUGUUAAAUUUUACUUGUAACAAUUUGUUAUCAGAAUCAAGAAAAUUUUAUGGUAAAUACCAUGCCAAUAAAU
Messenger RNA from Metopolophium dirhodum (rose-grain aphid), 2332 nucleotides. Its product is annotated as zinc transporter ZIP3-like. Lineage: Eukaryota; Metazoa; Arthropoda; Insecta; Hemiptera; Aphididae. Gene Ontology annotation, molecular function: zinc ion transmembrane transporter activity. Gene Ontology annotation, biological process: zinc ion transmembrane transport. The transcript has 4 exons. The record is from RefSeq and is a predicted model, not a curated record. Gene Ontology annotation, cellular component: plasma membrane. Bases 539 to 1588 code for a protein of 349 amino acids.